Physella acuta is the source of this 9999-nucleotide messenger RNA. RefSeq lists its product as uncharacterized. The record is from RefSeq and is a predicted model, not a curated record. Lineage: Eukaryota; Metazoa; Mollusca; Gastropoda; Physidae. Gene Ontology annotation, molecular function: protein dimerization activity.
GUCAUGUCCUUACAUUAUCUAUUUCUCAAGUGAUAUUCUCUUAAAAUGGCCGGGCUAGGUAAAUCAACAUGGCUCGGACAAAAAAACAAACAUUAGAAAAUGCAUCUGAACGCAAAAGACAGAUUCAAGAAGAAAUUUUCCGUGAGACUUUAGCAGCAAAACAGACUAAAGAACAUUCCUUAGAAGCAAACCAGGGAAAGAACAGUUUACCAGAAGAAAAGAUACCUGAAUCUUUAUCAAAAACUAGCUUGCCUGCUGAGAAAUCAGAGACUAAAAGUGCAGAAAUGGAUACUUCUUUAGAUCACAGCUCAGCUACUGAGGAAGCUAGCCAAUCUGAUUCUUCAAUAAACCGAACACAUAAUUCACCAGUCAGUUCUUCCAAAUACGAAUCAUCAUUUUCAGGAGAUUUUCCUAAGGCAAUAAUAUGUAUUCCAGAUAUUUAUAAGACUCCAGUUAAGUGUAGUGGAGAAGAAGAGCAGUUCCAUACCUCAAAAAAAUCAGACUCUGGUGGGGAAUCUAGUUCAUUUGAAACACCCAAAGCAGACAACUCUAAUGCAACAACUCCAUUAACUAAGAGUGUAAGAGAGCCUGCUUGUAGAAAACUUUCCUCUAACGAUGUCAGUGCUUCAUUGAAAUCUUUGAAAGCAGUGUCUGAGAAAGUCAGGGAAGAGAAAAGUAAAAGGACACGUCUUCAGUCAUCUCCCUUGUCUCAGAAAACACCUGAAAGCAGCCCUGGGCGUCGUUCUCCAAGACAGCAUUCACCAGUGACAAGUGCUUCGACCCAUCAAAUAAGUCCUAAGGGAGCUCACCCUGUAGGCUCACCUGCUGAUGAUAAACCAAAAAUUAAUAUUUUUGCUGAAAAUUUGAGUGGUGAUUUGGGUAAGCGGGUUCGUUCUCCUCGUAGACUAAGUCAGGAUAUGAUAGCUCUUCCUAUUUACUCUGCUCCAAAGUCCUCACAAUUAAGAAAACUCAAGCCUUGCAUUUCCAAAGAAUCGCUGAAAUUUUUCAAAGCUGGUAAUGAUGAGGAGAAUAUAAAAAAAUGUGAAAUAAUAGAGACAUCAAAAUGUGAAAGAUUAAAAUCUAAUUCAGACCACGAAAAAAGUGGUAACUCUGAAAUAUCUUGCUCAAAGGAAAUAAAAUGUGAGAUUGAUGGUUGUGACUAUGACAAUUCACAAAAUAAUCUUGUGACAUCAACUAUGGCUUCUUCUAAAGUUGCAGGAUCAACUAAUUCCUUGAUCAGUUUUCCAUUAAGUAAACAGUGUGCAAUAAGUAAUGAUGGAUCUAAUUUCAAAUCACAACCAUCUCUGCUGUGUGCUAUGUUGGUUGGUGGUACGGAAGUUGCAAAUACAUACACUCAGGAUCGUGAUAAGUUUAAGCCUAGUAGAGCUGAAAUAUCAGACAAUGAGUCUACCCCACCUUCUGUGAGUAGCUCACAGGAGGGGAAUAGUUCUCAAUAUUUAGACAAGUCCAAAUCCGAAGGUGCAAUUGAACAAGAUACUAGACUUGGUUGCACAAAAUCUAGCUGUGAUUCUCUAAAUAUGGAUAGCUGCAACAAUUCUGAGGAUGGUGAUAAUAUAGUGAAAAAUGAAGAAAAAUUUUCUAUAAAGUCUGAAAUUCAAAAUAGAAGAACCAAAGUAAAAAAUAAAAGAGCUAAUAUAGAUUUCCUAUCCAAGUUAAAAAAGAUAAAUGAGAAUGUGUUAAAAUUAUUGGACAUCGAUGUUUCAGAUGAUUUUCUGCUUUCCCUACCUCCCAGUGAUACAUCUCUUGAGGCUGGCUCUAAUCUUUCUGGGUCUGAUGAUUUGCCGGAAAACAAAAAAGGAUUGUAUGAAUUAAUAUCCAACUUGGUUAGUAGAUUGAAGGAAUCAAAAGAUGUGAUACCAUAUUCCACACCUGUUGAUAUGGAACUUGUAGAAAAAUUGCUUGUCUCAUGUCCAAAGUCUCCCCCCAGUGUUGUUUCCAAGCUGGACAACAGGAUGCAGCAUAUAGAGAAAAGAUUAGAAGAAGAAAUGCUCAAAUUAACCAACCCAGCAGCUGGAAUUAAAGAGGGGGUUUUGGUUGGUGAUGAUGCCACAAAGGUUGAUGAACCACUACAUAAAGAUGAAAGUGUCACAAACUGCUCAGGUUUCUGUAAUGUGCCUUCCAAUGCUACUACUCCCUCUUCUAGUCUGAAUGAAAGUUUGUGUGAGCUUGAUGUUGAUGCCAUUACUAAAGCAGCCACAAGUGUGGUACUGGACUGUACAACUCAGGAGAAAAGUAAUAUAUCUGAGGAAGAGACUUGUGUGAAAGCAAGUGAAUCUAGUCCGCAAGCUAAUGUUGAAGAAGAUUCUUUAUCGGUAAUGUCUGAGAGUGAAGUAUCACAAAAACGCUCAUUCACUAAAUCAAAAACUUUUGAUGAUAUUCAUCAAAAUGAGAAUUCUCGUAAUAGUAUCAGUCUCAGGAGGGUAAAUAGUAGUCCUCAAAUGAAUGUAAAAGCUGCAGCUUCUGUGUCGUCACCUAGCACAUCCAUGCAAAAUGUCACUAAAGAUGCACACGUCAAGUCAAAAUUAGGCAGCAAAAUACCCAUUCCAGGCACAAGUUAUACCAGCAGAGCAUUGAAAAAAACAUGGAGAGUUCCAAGGGCUAUUUUAGAACCCAAACCUUUAUCAAUACUUUCUGAGCUAGAGGCUUCAUCACAGUCAAAAAAUGUUUUCAUUUGUCCAAAGCUUCAACAAUAUUUAAGUGUUCCGUCCAACAGAAUCAUAGUACCAUCUAAUAAAAGAGAAGAAAUGCUUGCCAUAGAUGCAAAAGCUUUGGAAGAAGAGGAAAAAAGACGAAAAAAGAUGGAAGAAAAGGAAGAGAAAGAGAAAAAAAUAGAAGAUGAACUUAACAUUGAGUUUUCAAAAUAUGAACCUGAUUUUGAUGAAAUAGAAGGCAUGCUUUUUAUGUCUUUCGCUAAUGAAGUAGAACUUAAAGCCCAUAUAAAAGUUGAGAAAGCAUUAGAGUGGGAUAAAGAUGAUACAAUGUUGAGAAUUUCAAGAGCCAAGGCAUUUGAAGAAGCUAAGGCUCAUAAUGAAGAUAUGGGAGACUUUAAGUUGAAACAUCUACGAGGACAACACAUGCGGUGGAAAAAAUAUCGCCGUCUGUACACUGAUGAGGUCAGUAACAGUUACAAUCCAAAUAGAAAAGAAAUUAGUUUGAAAACAAUAAGCCCACCUAAGAAGACAUCAGAUGUAUCAAAAAUUAAAGGAUGGAAAAGGAAGCAGUUUGUAACACCAGGUAUUGACCAGAAGGAGAAUCUAAGUGAAUAUCCUGACUCAAGUUACAGUUAUAAUGAAGAUAUGAAGGAUUAUUGCAGUCCUGAAUUUGAUAAUAUUUCUAUGAUAGUUAGAGAAGAGACAGGUGAAGAUAAAAGCAAAGAGGUGGUUUCAACACGUUCUAAAAGAAGACAAGGCUUUAGCCACCAGAAAGAGCAUAAGCAGUUGUUUAGAGAGCUGAGAAUGGAUUGGGAAGAUAGAAUGAUACACCGUAAAUUAGGUGGCUGGUCUCUCAAGGGAAACAGACCAAAAGAAUUUUCAACUGCUGCUAAAAAACGCCAGCAGAAAAAAAGUAAGGCGGUUGGUGACAAUAGUUCACAAGACCUGAAAGAUACCAGCAUGGAUGUUAGCUGCAUUGAAGAAAAUGAUGGUGGGGCUGAAGGCAAAGAUUUUGAUACAUCUUCAUUGCUUGCUGAGGGUAGAGAUUUAGAUGACACUGGAGAUUUGCUUGACGUCAAAGGCUGUUUGGAUGCCAGAGAGGCUUUUGAAAUGUCAAAGAAGAAGAAAAUUGUCAAGCUGAUAUACCCUUUGUUAACAGAGAGAAUGGCCCGAAAUGCAUUGAAAACUUUACAAAUUGGAGAUGUUAGUAGACCUGUACGCAAGAGAAGUAAAAGGCCUUCAAGAUCUAGACAGCGCUUUAACAACAUUCCUGCACUAACACCAAUACUUUUACCGAGUACCCCACCAGUAUUGGGCUUUACUGGCAACAAAGCUGACACCCCACUCAGUAUAGUGGCUACUGCUGGAUCAUCCCCAUCAUCUUGUUUAUCUACUCCAUCUCAGCUCAGUAUGACCCCCAUGUCUUCAUCAGUCUCCACAGCUACCACACCAUUAGCUUUAGAUUUGAGAGAAGAACCAGUGAUGGAGGGUGUAGAAAUUGCCACUGAUAACAUCUCUAGUCCAUCCAUAGCAGAUUCAUCAUCUGUCAAAUCUUGCAGCAAACCAGGUUGUCGAUAUGGCUGUAUUUGUCACCUAUGUUCAGUGAAUGAAGGCUCUGCUCCACCCUCUAGUCCGAAGGCUAAAUCAUGUGACAAAGAGUACUGUCGUCUUGGCUGCAUCUGUGACAGCCUAGAUCCUGAAAAACCUAUUCCUAAUUCACCACACUGUGGUAAACCAUCUUGCAUGCUGCAGUGUGUUUGCUCUGAAACAGAAAGUCAGUAUGGCAAUGAUGAUAUUCCUUAUCUCCCUUCCAUGAGAAAACGACCAAAACCAGCUAAGGUUGGAGAGCGUUUUUCUAAUUUACCCCAGCGUGAGAAAACACACAGAUCAGCUAAAAAUGUGGAUGCUAUCACAAGAAAGGCAAUGAUGCUGUAUGAAACCAGUGAGAUUUAUUGUGAAAAAGUUGACAGAGUGAAGAAAAAGCCUGACAGUUCAAGUCCAACUGGAACACCUGUGGCCAAUCUCUCCCAGUCAUCUGUUUUUAUGGCCAAUGGUAAACAUGCAUCAUCUGAAUUUGAAAUUGUCACAGAAACUAAUGAUGUAGAUAGUGAUGAAGUCAUGUUCACUGGAGUUCAGUUUCCAGCAAUGGAAGCAAGAUCAUUGCUUUAUCAAGAUUUUAAAGGAGAAAGCAGGACUAAUGUUCAACUACCUCAAACUCGUGUGCAAGGUGUUACUGGAGUUCCUAUUGAAUUUAAUGAUACCAUCCAAACACUUCCAAAUAUGGAACCUUCUGCACAUAAGAGAAAGAGAAAAAGUCAUCCACUAUCAAAUGAAAUUUUCUCAUCUUCCUCGUGUGCUAGAACACAACCCUUCAAACCUCAAACCAUGAAGGAAAAACCUGGUGACAAAACAGAAGAGACUCCUUCUAAGAUAGCACAAAUUGAAGAGACUCCUUCUAAGAUAGCACAAACAAAGUCUUCCAGUUUAACACAUGCUACCCCAGAAGAUAAGAUGUCAAUUGAAAAUGUUGAUGUAGAUAAUUCAACACAGUCAAAUCUUCCCAAAAUUGUAUCAGUGAGAACUCAGAAUGCCAAAGAGUUUCUUUCAUCUGGAUCUUUAUGGGAACAGGUGGAUUCAAGCUCUCAGCGCAGAUUAUCCGGUGAAUUUAAUAGUCAGUCUGUGAAUAAGUUAGCAGAUUCUGGGAAUUCAAAGUCUUUGUCCAGUUUGCCGCCAGGAGCUAUCAAGUGCAACAGUGCUCCUGGACACUUUCGUCAAAACCAUGGUUGGCAGACAUCUAUGGUGUGCCUUAAAGCCAGAGCUCCUCCACCUCCAUCAAAUGUCAGUGAGGAAGAUGUACUGGAGGAAGAUGAGGUGAAACUGCUGGAAUUUGCUGCCAAUUGUAAUUGGGAAGGUGCCAAAAAAGAAAUUUUAAGUAAAGUUGCACAGUGCUUAACAAGGGGACAAUACCCACAGCCAAGAACCAUGAAUGUCUGUGAGUUUGUUGUUGAAAUCUUACCAAAAGCACAUCAACCGAGUGUUAUACCUGCUGAACUACGAUCUAAGCUUCCAGGACAGAUGUAUUCAAUUAGAGUGCGUGUAACUCGAAGAGAAAUUGUCAAAAAAGAGGAUACAAAUUCUGCAUCCCAGAUCAUCGACCUAAGUGAGACAUCCCCUAUAAAAAUGGCUAAUCUACCCACACCUAGAGUGCAACAUGCAAUAUCUCUUGUCAAAAAUCGAAAUGACAUUGCCUCAUUAUUAGACAAACAGAAGCAGUUAAUGGUUUCAGAUACUAAGGUAUCCCCUGAACACAGAACCACAUCUUCUGUAGGUAUUUCAGGUUUGGGUAACCUUUACAUCAACUCAAAUACUGCAGGACAGCAGAACACCUAUGUUUCAUGCACUACAGAGGUGCAACUCAAACCUAAAAUAAUAAGUGUUGACAGUCAAGACCAGCUGCCCACAAGCACAAAGAAACUCAAUGUUAAAGCUAGACCCCAAACUUUCAUGAAGGUUUGCACGAGUCCAUCAUCAAAAGAAAGUGUGAUAACAGUUUCAAGCAGCAGUGACCUGAAGAUGGCAACUAGUUCAGCUAACCUUGUCACCACCCCUGCUAUCACUGCAAAUAAAAGGCGGACAAAUAAACUAAAAAAAUCCCCUGUCAAACAGACCGUAACACAGGUGAUUGUUUACCCUAAAAACUUACCAGUACAGUGCUUGGAAAUUCCAGGAGAAAAGGGGAUGAUGAAAGUUUUUAUGGGCCAAGAAGCCAACAAAAAACUCAUUGCAGUCCCAGUUCCUGCUUCAGAAAAAGAUAUACUAUCCAAAGCAGAUGGUAGCUCUGUAGUUAUUGUUCCAGUAAGUGGCGCUAGCCAAAGUAAACUUCUCCCUAUCUUAAAAGGCCCCCAGUCAGUCUCUGCCCAAAACAAGUUGAGGGCAGUGUCACCCCGACAGUGGUUGGCUACACCCCCCACCUCACUGCUGAAUCUCCCUGCUCAUAAAGUUUCUACACCUUCUUUGCCAGCUAGCACUAAACAAGCAGAUUACAUUACAGUCUCAGCUGAUGCUGUCAAGAAAUAUAAAGCAACUUCCAGUACCAAAGUGUUGAAUAGCAGUGAUGAAAUGAUAAUGGUUUUUGAUGCAGCUCACAUUAAAGCAUCACAGCUGGCCAGAAAUGCCUCCCUACUGAACACACCGAAAGAAAGAAUACAAAUAGUUUACCCAGACAAGCAGGUAAUAAAUCCGCCACCAGUCUCUAGAGAUCAUAUCCUGGUACAACCUACAACCUCAAAGUUUCCCCAUCAGUCACUAAUAGAUGCUCCAAUAGAUUUAACAGAUGAAUCUAAUGAUUUAAACAAUGGAGAGGGCAACGAAAUGGUAAAAAGUGCAACACCAGACAAAGCAAGUUCUGCCAACUCAGUAAAGCCCACCCCCAGUGAGGUGGAAAAUGUCGUUAAAAUACCAACGCGGCCCAAGUCCUCACUGAUAUACUCAUGUAUUAAAAACAGUCCUACCAGUGUGUCUAGUGCCUCAAACUCUUUGCUUAAAAAGAUUUCAGACUCUGCAGAUAGGGGGUUAAAAAGAAGUUUACUACAUACACAUGCUGAAGAAACAUCUGCAGCAAAACAGCGUCGCAUAUCGUUGGACAACUUUUUAAAUACAGAUGAUGAUAGCAAUGUAUCAGUCAGCAGUGGCAUGAAUACUCAUCCUACAGAGGCAGUUCCUACAAGUCUUCAAGAUCGACCUACAAGUGUAAUGUCUGCUUCUCUGUCUACUGGCUCAACUGAUGAUGUUAUGAUUAUGCUUAGCUCUGAUGAAGAUGUUGAUGUAUGUGAAAAUGACUACCCUUGUGAUGUAAUAUCAAAGAAAGAAAAUGCAGAGCUUGCUCUGGAAAAUGACCAUGACACCAUGUAUGCUAAUUGGGAAAAAUUGGUAAUGGAGGAAAAGCAACCAAAGCGUAAAGGACAUGGAAAGAGUAGAGAAAAGAAAACUGACAAGCUUGAGCAUCAUAACAAACUUGAACGUAUGAGAAGAUCCAAAUUAAGAGCUCUGUUUGAUGAACUUCAACAACAUGUAUUAAAAGAGAGUGGCCUCCCAGAAGAUCACGUCAUGUCCAAAGCAAACGUGUUGAUAGAAGCCAAAAAAGUAAUUAUGAACUUAAAUAAAAGUGUGAAGAAAGGAGAUCUUCAAGUAAAAGAAUACAAGAAAUUAAAUAAAGCUUUAACAGACAAGCUAGCCAGCUUAAAAGGUUGCUUGACAAAUGAAAAAGAAACAGCUAAAGACUUAGUGAAGGUAUCCCCAAUAAAGAAUCCUGAAUCUAGUGUCAUUGCUUCUAGCUCUGGUAUGGCUGACAAGCUGGAGUUAACAGCUUUAGAUGUUAUGAAAACUGAGAAAAUUGAUGAGGAUGACAAUAUAGAGGAUGAAUCAGAGUCAUUGAAACUUGUUUAUGAUGAUGAGGAUUCCCAUGUACCCAAAUUUAAUGAUAUAUCCCCAUAGGUAGUAGGUAGUUAAAAGAUGUAAAUAUAGAAUAUCUUCUUGUUGCACAUUUCUUGCAUCAUACGGCUGCUGAAUUUUGAUAUUUAAGGUACAGAAGUUUUUGAAAAGACUUAAAGCUAGGUUUUACCUCUACUGCUUCUCUCUGCAUUAACAGAACCUGUUUAAUUGUAACAUAUUGUAAAUAUAUAGAAAUCAAUUUGUCUUUCAAAUAAUAAAAUGAAGUAGGCAGCAUUUGUUGUUCAGCACAUUACAGUAGUAUGAUCACACUGUCACUUGUCAUUAACUAAGCAGCCUUACAUUUCUGUUUUGUUUUAAAAUCGCAAAUAAGUAAGGAAGAAAACAGCAGAGCUGAGUUUCAAUAAUUCUUGUUGAAUUGAAAUGUGCAUUUUAGUUGUAUAUCCUUGUAAAAUUGUAUUUUAAAAUGUUAAUAAAUAUAUAAAAAAUUUCAAUAAAAUCAUUGAUAUGUAAAGUAUUGUAUGCAAAUGUAUUUUAGCCACAUUGAAAUAGUGUAAUGACAAUGAAUUCUACAUAAAUAGAUGCAGUGUACAGAAAACCAUGGCUUGUAUAUGGCUAUUUAUUUAUUAUAAAGUUUGCUCUGUAACAUUUGCAUGUAAUGUAAUUCAGUGUUUAAAGUAAUGACUUGUAUUAUUUUAUUAGAAUGGUAAAACAAUGGCCAGUAUGUUACAGCAUAUAUAUUUUAAUUUAUUUAUAUUUUGUUACAAGUAAUUUUCAUUGUUUUGUUUAUCUGACCUCAAAGCUUCACGGUAAUGUAAAAGCUUUUCUAUAUGAAAAAUGCUUUGGCCUAAAGUUUUCAACCAGCAUCUUAUGUUUAGUUGUAAUACCACUUAGAUAUAUUACAAGCUCUGUAAAGGUGAAGGUUUUCUUUUAAAAAAACAAAGCUAGUGCUUGGUGUCUGUAUGAAUGAAGUGUUAAAUGGACUAAUUUAAUGAAUGCAAAAUAUACAUUUUAUCUCACUAGAUGAAACAAAGUUAAAAUAUAUGUUUGUUAUGUCUUAAUUACAUUUUUUUUAAUCACCACAGUGCGUAUGGCAUACAAUCUAAUGUCUUAUGCAAUGUUGUAGUACUUUGGUGUCACCUACCUUCAUCUUUCAGAACUGUUCAGACAUUGUAUGUUUGAAUCUUAUGCAAUAUUUAAUUACUAGAAUUUCAGAUAUUUACUAAUAUUAAAUCCCAAUCAAUUUGUUGUUUGUCACAUUCCGUUUCCCAAAUCACCAGUCAGAGUCGAGUUUGAAAAGAUGAAAUGUUCAUUUCUCAUACUGAAUUAAUUUUUCAUGUCAGAUUUCCAAAUGUUGAUCAUGAUGAAAUAACUAAGUGUUGUUCCAUUUCCAUUAGAUUGAUUUUAGACACAUUAUUCUUUCUUUAUUGUCAGAGCCUAGUUUUACAGGGAAGUCUUUUUUUUUUUAAUCAUUAAAUGAAAUCUUUGUUUACAGAGUUAAGUUUUUGUUUUUUCAGUGUAACAUUUUUCUUUUGUAAUAGCCCCUUAUUUAAAAGCAAUCUUGUUUUAUCAUUUACUUCUCAAACAUUUUGUUGUUUUAUAUUUGAAUCUUUGUGUGUUUUUUUUCUUUCUGUCAUUUCAAUAAACUUGUUUGAAAUGUGCUAAAAAUUUGAAUAAUCAUUUUGUCCCGAUUCAAGGGGUAUCUAUUUUUCCUUAAAUAAUUUUGAUAUUAAAAAUAAAUACAUGUUUUAAAAACAUGUCAAUUGUUCACAUUAUUUCUAAAUGAUGGCUAAAAUUAUGGUGGUUUUAUUCAUCUAUAUUCUGUGUAUUCAUCUUACGUAAGCACAGCUUUAGUAUCUGUAUGGAUAUUAAUAUGAAC